UCGUGAUCCACUGAGGACUUAAAUAGGAGUGACCUCCUGUUGGUUAGAGGAGUGGGAGAGCGAGUACUGCAAGCUUUUGUGCGAGCAUGGCUGAGCCUAUUAGAGUUCUGGUUACCGGCGCUGCUGGGCAGAUUGCCUAUUCCCUUUUGUACAGCAUUGCCAAGGGAGAUGUCUUUGGCAAAGAUCAGCCCAUCAUCUUGCUCCUCUUGGACAUUACAGCCAUGUUGCCAGUCCUUGAGGGAGUUGUCAUGGAGCUUCAGGACUGUGCCCUCCCACUUCUGAUAGAAAUUGUCCCCACUGACAAAGAGGCAGUGGCCUUCCAGGACCUUGAUGCAGCCAUCUUGGUGGGCUCCAUGCCUAGAAGGGAGGGCAUGGAGAGAAAGGACCUGCUCAAAGCCAACGUGGCCAUCUUCAAGAGCCAGGGAGCCGCCCUGGAGAAAUACGCCAAGAAGACUGUCAAGGUUCUGGUUGUAGGAAAUCCAGCCAACACCAACUGUCUGAUUGCGGCAAAGUCUGCACCCUCCAUCCCAAAAGAGAACUUCUCCUGCCUGACCCGUUUGGACCAUAACAGGGCUCGCUCUCAGGUGGCAAUGCGCUGUGGAGUUCCUGCCACCCAUGUGAAGAAUGUGAUCAUCUGGGGCAACCACUCGUCCACCCAGUACCCAGAUGUGCACCACUGCUUGGUCAACAUGUCAGGGAGUGAGCUCGCCUGCUUUGAUGCAGUCAAUGAUGAUGCCUGGCUUAAAGGAGACUUCAUUUUGACGGUGCAGCAAAGAGGAGCUGCAGUCAUCAAGGCCAGGAAGCUAUCUAGUGCCAUGUCUGCAGCCAAGGCCAUCUGUGACCACAUGAGAGACAUCUGGACUGGCACCCCUGAGGGCGAGUUCAUCUCCAUGGGCGUUUACUCCUCUGGCAACUCCUAUGGAGUCCCAGAAGACCUUAUCUACUCAUUCCCUGUCCAGAUCAAGGACAAGACCUGGAAGAUUGUGGAUGGGCUGCCCAUCAACCCCUUUUCCAAGUCAAAGAUGGAGACCACAGCAGCAGAACUAAUGGAGGAGAGAGAGACUGCUUUGGAAUUCCUGGGAGUAUGACUAGACCCUUCAAGGCCACACGACCAGCACUUAAAAUGCCCCAAAACUCCAGACUCCCGUCUGUGAGAACGCACUCCACCAACCCCUGCAUUACUCCGUGUAUGUGAGAGUGACAGAGCAAGUGAGUCAGUGUAUAUGAGUGUAAAGAUGGAUUUAUACUUCUGCGUUGGGAGGCAGAACAUUGAAACAAACCCCGGCACUAAAAUGUGCAGCAGUUACUGAGAUUCCAAACAGUGACAGGGAUUUGCCUGGGGAGUUUCUUUUGUUUUCUUUAAUUAUUUUUCUGAAAUUAAUGAAUUGUUAAUAGUUAAACAGUAGUAAGUUAAAUUAAAGCUCUCAAAGUGUCCCUUUUUAAUCUCAUCAGAUUUAUUCUGUAACCUCUUAAAGCCAUUUGCACUAUAAACCUUGUACUUGCUCGAACUGGCACUGUCUUUCAAGAAGUAAAACAAAACUUGGGCUUCAAUUUAUUGCACAUCUUUAUUCUCUUUCUCAGCAACCAGAAAGGCCACUAAACUAUAAUGCACAAGUAUAUCUCCACCUUAUUUUUACUGUAUAUUCUGAAAGUCCACCAACUCUGUAACCACCUUAUUUUUCUCUGGGGGUAAGUGAAACUUGGAUGGUUGUUACAUAUAGUAAGUGAGUCAUUAAAGUCUCUAACUCUGGAUCGAAUAAAUUUUAAAGAGCUGAAAAAUUAAAAAAAAUACACAAUGUA
Molecule: messenger RNA, 1800 nt
Organism: Cheilinus undulatus (humphead wrasse)
Lineage: Eukaryota; Metazoa; Chordata; Actinopteri; Labriformes; Labridae
Gene: mdh1ab
Product: malate dehydrogenase 1Ab, NAD (soluble)
Exons: 9
Coding region: 87-1088 (333 amino acids)
Biological process (GO): tricarboxylic acid cycle; malate metabolic process; oxaloacetate metabolic process
Cellular component (GO): mitochondrion; cytosol
Molecular function (GO): L-malate dehydrogenase (NAD+) activity
Source: RefSeq, a predicted model, not a curated record